UAAGUGGACAAGAGUUUUGCAAGGAAACCUUGAAAGGUACAUGAAUGUGACUCAUACUAAGUUGAAAGAUGAAAUAGAAGAAAUGGAUGACAAUGAAAAGGAAUAUCUUCGCGAACUCACAGAUUAUCAGAAAGAUCAUUGGAGCAUGGAAUUAGGUGAUUUAACGAACCUCGAUGAUAUAGAUAAUAAGUUAUUGGACAUCGGAAUUCUUUAUAUUAUGGACAUAAAUAAAGUUGGGUUUACAAGCUGUAUUAUAUUACGUGUUUGUAUUAAUGCCACUUUUCCUACAUCAUCAAAAAGACUAUCCAGAGACAAAGUACCAAGUGAUCCCGUUGAUUUAUUAGAACUUGGACUAAAGUUAAUUGAUCCUCGCACAAUUACUGAUAAAAGGGCUAAAAAUAUACAUGGUCCAAGAGAAAGGGCUAUGCAAGCAUCACUUUUUAGUAUCUUUAAUGGUUUAUUACCGAAACCGGAAAUGAUGUGCUUGAUGGAGUUAAAAUCUGGUGGUAAUUAUCUACUUGACCUAAUGAUAACUGAUGGUGAUCAAAAUUUAACUGCCUACUCACUCAAAUGUGGUGUAACAUCGGAGCAGAAGUUUGAAGAAGCGUUUAAGCAGGCUUGGGUAUAUUCUGAUUAUUUCCAUAUGGAGAUAUGUAUUGUUAAUUUCCUUCCAAAUAGUCACGACAAUCUUAAUAUUCCUUAUGAUACUCAUGACAUCGUUUUAAUUAGUGUUGAGCAUAAUUAUGAAUGUACUAAGUUUGCAAUUCAAUCACAAACUCAUGAAUACCAAGAAAGAAUAGUUAUGAUUUAAGACUGCGGAAUGUUUCACAAGAAUAAUUAGAUAUAACUUUUGUUCAUUAAAUAAAGUAUUGAU
Messenger RNA from Rhizophagus irregularis DAOM 181602=DAOM 197198, 874 nucleotides. RefSeq lists its product as uncharacterized. Lineage: Eukaryota; Fungi; Glomeromycota; Glomeromycetes; Glomerales; Glomeraceae. The record is from RefSeq and is a predicted model, not a curated record.